AUGAAGUUCUCCUUAUCAUUACUGACCGUCACGGUCUACCUCACAUCCCUUAUUGCCGCCGCGCCGCCCUCAUCAUCACCCCAUACAGACCUCUCAACCCGAGACGCUUCGCCACUUGAGUCGUACAAUGCGCUAGAAAAGCGAAAAGGCGGUGGUGGUGGCAGAGGAGGAAGCGGCGGAGGUAGUGGAGGCGGCGGACGAGGCGGCUAUUCAUACUCAGGUUCAUCAAUGGCGGGAGGUCGCACGAUUUCCGGCUCCGGCACUCCCAAGGCGUAUGGCAACAGAUAUACCGGCGGCGCCGUCGUACCGUACACGGCGGGCGCAAGCUCGCCGACCAGAGGCAUCGCUCCCUACGCACUUGGUGUGGGCGCCCUUGCUUUCUUCCCGGGUCUCUGGCUCUACUCCUCCGUGUAUGCCUACCCCUACGGCUACCCGUAUCAUUGGUACUACAAUGGCCAGAACCAUACCAGCAAUGUUACCUGCCUAUGUCAACGGUACCAAGUCUGUGGCUGUGACCCUACAGACAACAGCACAUUCCUGGACGAGGUCAUCCUCAAUGGCACCGCUCAGCCAGUAAAUUCGACGAAUGUGCGUACGGUCGACUUUGGAAACGGCUCAGUCUCGACAUUCAUCAAUGGUUCGCUAGAAAAUGGCACCACCGCUGAUGGCGGCACAGAUCCUUCCAAUGAUGAGCAAGCCAGUCCUGCUGUCAAGGUGAUGAUUGACUUUGGUGGCUAUUGGAUCAUGGUCGCCACUGUUGUUACUGGUAUGUGGAUGGCAGCAUAA
Exophiala bonariae is the source of this 786-nucleotide messenger RNA. RefSeq lists its product as uncharacterized. NCBI's taxonomy places the organism in Eukaryota, Fungi, Ascomycota, Eurotiomycetes, Chaetothyriales, Herpotrichiellaceae. The record is from RefSeq and is a predicted model, not a curated record. The coding region runs from base 1 to 786 and encodes 261 amino acids. The transcript has a single exon.